Paramecium octaurelia is the source of this 499-nucleotide messenger RNA. Lineage: Eukaryota; Ciliophora; Oligohymenophorea; Peniculida; Parameciidae. The record is from the annotation of a GenBank genome assembly.
AUGACAGAAGCAGAAUAAACAUUUUACGUCUCUCCCAUUGCCAAUCCAAUAGCCAACAGCAAAUUAUAGAAAGGACUUCUUAGAUUUAUUGCCAGAUGUAAUGAUGUAUUGAUGAUUUAGAAAUAACCAUUAAACAUAUUAAAAGAGGAGUGAAGGAAGUCGGAAAGGCAUUGAGAAAGAAGACCCCUGGAAUUGUUGUCUUUGCUGCUGACAUUAGUCCCGUAGAUGUAUUAUCUCAUUUACCACUGUAAUGCGAGGAAUUAGGAAUUCCCUACAUUUAUGUGAGAAGCAGAUUAGAAUUAGGUAAUCAUAAAUUUGUUAUUCUUCUAGGGGCUGCUGCAUAAACUAAAAAGCCAACAAGUGUAGUCUUGGUCCAAGUACCAACUAAAGACGACGUGAAAGGAUUAGAAAAAUAUCAUGAAUUAUUUGACAAAGUCAAGGAAAGCAAUCCCUUCAUUUGAUAAUUUAUUCAUUUAUCAAUUAUAUUAAUAAAUAAGCC